UAACAACAGACAAGUGAAUUCUAUAAACUCUAUAACAAAGACAUAAUAUGAAAUCUUCCAAAUUGAAAGGGAUGAAAUUAUCGGUGCGAGUAAGAGGGGAGUGGUUUGCAAUACCAUGCAAUAAGGGUCAGGAGACCAUAAAAUGGCUGGGAGAGCAAUCAUUACAGAGAUACAACAAAUCAAAAGCAGCCCAUGAACAUAUCUUACACACCAAAGACCCCAUCGCUGAGAUACGCAAAACUCGUGGUGGCGCAAUACUCGAUGGGGAUGAUAUAAUCAGAGAUAUUCUAGAUGACAAUGAUUUUGUCUCAGUUGUACUGAAGAGUGACAAAUCCAGUCCUAUAACUGGACCUGUAGAGAUCCCAUAUGUUCCAGAACAAGUACCAGGAAGAUUUAAAGCUCCACUUGACUAUUUGUCACUUGAUGGAUUCUCUCUCACUACGGAUGAUUUGGUUCUGCUUGGAAAAGGGCGAUAUAAAAUACAGCUGGAGAAAGAAGUUGCUGAAAGAGUCGUGAAAGGUCGAAAGUUGCUUGAGGAUAUUGUAGCUGAAAAUAAAGUUGUUUAUGGCAUCACUACAGGAUUUGGAAAGUUUGCCAAUACAGUUAUACCAAAUGAAAAACUAAUAGAGCUCCAGGAGAAUCUUAUCAGGUCUCAUAGUGCUGGAGUUGGUCCUCCACUUCCUCCUGACAGGGUACGCAUGCUGUUGGCUCUCAGGAUCAAUGUCCUUGCUAAAGGUUUCAGUGGCAUCUCUCUGAAAGUCCUCAACCAAUAUGUGGAUGCCUUCAAUGCAAACUGCUUACCCUGGGUACCCGAGAAGGGCACAGUGGGUGCCAGUGGGGACCUGGCCCCCCUGUCCCAUUUAGCUCUAGGCAUGAUGGGAGAGGGCAAGAUGUGGUCUGCAGAGAGCGGUUGGGGAGAAGCCAGAUAUGUUCUUGAGGCACAUGGACUACAGCCAAUAAAGCUUGGGCCUAAAGAGGGCCUGGCUCUCAUCAAUGGUACCCAGCUCAUAGCAUCUCUAGGAGCUGAAGCACUGGAAAGGGCAAAUGCAAUCUGUAGGCAAGCUGACAUUAUUGCAGCUUUAACUCUAGAGGUGUUAAAAGGAACAACAAAAGCAUUUGACAGUGAUAUUCAUGCAGCAAGGCCCCAUAAAGGCCAGAUAGCUGUUGCCCAAAGAUUCCGGGCUGUUCUACACUCUGAUCAGCACCCCUCUGAGAUUGCUAACAGCCACAGGUUCUGUAACAGAGUACAAGAUGCCUACACUUUGAGGUGCUGUCCACAGGUACAUGGGGUUGUGGUGGACACUAUAUCAUUUGUAAAGACCCUUCUAACAACAGAGCUGAACAGUGGUACAGACAACCCUAUGGUGUUUGCAGAUCGUUCAGAGAUCAUAUCUGGUGGCAACUUCCAUGGGGAGUACCCUGCCAAGGCCCUGGACUACCUGGCUAUAGCAGUACAUGAGCUUGCUAGUAUCAGUGAGAGACGCUUAGAUAGACUCAUGAACCCAGCAUACAGUGAGCUGCCAGCAUUCUUGACUAAUGAUGGGGGUCUCAACUCUGGGUUCAUGAUUGCCCAUUGCACUGCAGCAUCAUUAGUGUCCGAGAAUAAGGUAUUGUGUCACCCUAGUUCUGUUGACUCUCUGACUACCAGUGCAGGAACAGAGGAUCAUGUCAGUAUGGGAGGAUUCUCCGCACGCAAGGCACUCACUGUUGUGGAGAAUGUGGAACAUGUUCUUGCCAUUGAAUUGCUUGCUGCCUGCCAAGCCAUUGAGUUCCUGAGGCCUUUAAGGACAACAGCACCACUUGAGGAAGUCUACAAACUGGUCAGAGCAGUUGUGAAACCAUGGACCAAGGACAGACACAUGAGUCCAGACAUUGAUGCUGUUACAAAGAUAUUGCGGGAGGAAAAGGUUUGGGAAAAGAUCUCUCCAUAUAUAGAUAACUAUAAGCAGCUCUCUCCCGUGCAGGAGUCCCGGCCCAGCUCCCCAACCGCCUACAUGCUAGAGGAAGUAGCACGCAAACUCAAUCCUCCCAGGUCCAAGAAACGUAAGCUGGCUUCAUAAACAGUGCAUGGAGUAACCCUCUAUAGAAUAAAUAGACUAACAUUGUUGAUUAUUACAGGGAUAAA
Molecule: messenger RNA, 2125 nt
Organism: Owenia fusiformis
Lineage: Eukaryota; Metazoa; Annelida; Polychaeta; Sabellida; Oweniidae
Source: the annotation of a GenBank genome assembly